AAGAAAUAUACGCAUGCGCAUUGUCCUGUUUAAAAGCAUGACUUUAUUAGCCGACGAACUUCCACAAAAGGCUGCCCACUGCAGAGGGCUGGACAGAAGAACCCUGAGUGGUAGUAUGGAGAGAGAGAGAGCUCCAGGCCUAACGACAUCCCGCAGUAUCAAGCGACUGAUUCAGAGAAUAACACGUACAACAAAAUAUGAGAAGCAGAAAAAAUACAAGAACAUAACUUUUUCAUUAAUCUGCAGGCACUGACUGCAUUCAAAAUUCAUCAGGUUAUGAAUCUGCAUUGAAGCAUUCAAGUUGGAAAAGAAAGAAACAAGCCGUAUAUAAAUGAUAUGCCAUGGAUGUCAGUUCAACUUUUAACUGACUGAGAUAGUCUCAGUGGAGGGACUGUGACAUGGACAAGGUAGUGGCAGUACUUGGCCAAGACCCUUGACUUUGGUAACUCAGUGCUCUGUGGACCACUUAUAUAAUGUGGUGGAAAUGGUUGAAAAAUGGCAAGGUCCAAUUUCUCUCUCUGUCUUUGCACCAGGACAAGAUGCAAUUUAUGCCAUCGAGGUUAUCCUCUUGCUGAGAUAUUGUGUGACACUUGUGGCACAGUAUGUAACUUUUCAUUUAGUCAGGCCAAUAUCAGCACAGGAAACCAACUUGCCAUUGAGUGUUAACCUGACUAUAAAUAUGCCGAACAAACAUGUAUGUGAUAAUAUAGAAUUAUCUCUAAAAAAAAUCCUUAGAUUCGAUAGAACUAAUUAUGACACUAAAGACAUCCCUUACCCAAAUAAUUUGCUCAGAAAUGUGGCGCUGAGGAAUUCUGUCACAGGCUAUGUACUGGUAAUAGACAUAGAUUUACGAACCAGUGAUAAUUUAUUCGAGGACUUCCGAGACUUCAUAGCUACUAAUAGGAUAAUUGUUGAAGAUCCAAAAACCUUGGAAACCAUGCUCUAUGUGGUGCCUGCAUUUGAAGUGGAAAGCAAUCAAACCAUUCCAAGCAUCAAAUCACAGCUGGUCAACCUAUGGGACAAAGGGAUCGUGAGGCCCUUUUAUGAGGAGGUGUGUCCUCGGUGCCAUAAGUACACCCAGUACCAUGCCUGGAAAAUAUUACAGAAAUCUUCCAAGUUAGAGAUGAGCUUCCAAGUUGAGUGGCGUGACCCCUGGGAGCCUUUUGUAAUUGCACCUAAAACCAUUCCAUAUUAUGAUGAGAGGUUCAAGCAGUAUGGUUUUAACAGAAUAAGUCAGGCAUGCGAGCUGCAUAUAGCUGGUUACUCAUUCAAUGUCCUGAACAAUGCCUUUGUUGUUCACAAAGGAUUCAAAACAACAGAUGUAUUCCACAAAACUAAACAAGAAGAUAUGAAAAAGAAUAAACUGUUAUUCCGUCAGUUCAAAGAAGAUAUGAAAACAAAAUACCGUGACUCACCAAGGAAGUGUCACUGAUAGUUUCUUUAACACAUUUUUGUUUUAAAAAAAUGAGCGAAUAAUUAAUAGUAGUGAACAAAUAAGUUUUAUUUUAAAAAGACUGAUUGUAGGAUAGUGGAGUAAUGAAACAUUUUACUUGUAUAUACAGACUAUCACUUCAAAUGCUGUCAAAUAUUCUCACUUGGUGUCUUUUUUAAGACCAACAUUUUACACUUAUUAUUAGCCUGGUGAAUGGUUGCAAAAUUCCUUGCAUUUCUACAAUUGAAAUGAUUUUAGGAUUGGUGGUAAUUUUAUUUCUAAAAAGAGAUGUAACAUGUCUUGCAGUUGUUUUGUCAAGUUAGUACAGAAAUCCGUGGGUCCUUUUAGCUGUGUUCCCAAUUUUAUGUGCAAUAAUUUUAUUGAGUAAUCAUUUUGUUGACUACAAAGUGGUGUAGUGGGUCUCUUUAGUCAGUUCAUUGUAGUUUUUAAGUACUACCUGAACUUGCAGCUAUCUAUCUUAAUAUGUCUUUCAUAACCAACAUUUUAUUUUUGAAAUCCAACUUAAUUCUAUUUAGAAAUGAAUUUAUAAAGGUUUUAAUAAAUUCAUAUUUUCUGUUGGUUUCUCAAAUAG
Lingula anatina is the source of this 2024-nucleotide messenger RNA. Its product is annotated as beta-1,4-glucuronyltransferase 1. Gene Ontology annotation, molecular function: glucuronosyltransferase activity. Lineage: Eukaryota; Metazoa; Brachiopoda; Lingulata; Lingulida; Lingulidae. Gene Ontology annotation, cellular component: Golgi apparatus. The record is from RefSeq and is a predicted model, not a curated record. Gene Ontology annotation, biological process: protein O-linked glycosylation via mannose.